UUCGAUUUAUACUCUCUUUAAUGAAAAUUUAAUUAAUUCCAGAUAAAGGUAAUUGUAACAAAAAACUAUUAUUAACAUACAUAUGAAGUUAGGUACCUGCAAUAUUAAAUUUUUUACUUUAUAUUUGUAAAUAAAUCUACCAGUAUUUUUAAAUAGUUAAGUGAAUUUAGUACAAGGAAAACAAUGAAUCCAAGGAAUAAACGGCGCCGGCGCUAUCUUCAUUUGCUUGACCUUUUGUGGUACCUAAUAUCAGAAAGAUCACUACCACACUAAUGAAAUAGUGUCCAAUACAAAAAUUAUUCUUUUUCUAACAAGUAAUCUUACCAUAUACAUGUAUAUUUGAAAGAAUCCGCAUUUCAAAAGAUAUAAUUCGUUUAUUGGCACAGAUGAGUGCAAAAUUCCGAUUUACACGGUAAAACCAUAAAAGAUAAUUAGUCACACGUGUGUUUUACUAGAAAACUUAUUACACAGUUUACCACGCCCUUUAUAUUAUAAAUUAGUCAGUGAUUAAAAUGUAUUGUAAAAAAACUAACCCGGCGCUUGUGAUAGUGCCCAGAUUCUUAGUUAAGCCCAUGAGGUUAUCGCCGAUAAUUACAAUUUUAAAAACAGCGUAACAACGAACGGCGGCAACUAUUUAAUUAAUUAAAUUACAAAAUAUUGUAUGUGAAUUAUUGUUAAAAACUGGUAUGUCUACAAUUAAACCGAGAUAAAUGAAACAUGUGGAAUGUGUUUCAUGACGUUGUACUUGUUUUGUUAGUGUGUGCGACGAUUGCUUCAGAUGAUAAUUAUUUCGAAAAUAACUGGCGUCUAAAUGAACAGUUAGCCUCUAAUUUUAAAUGCAAACACCCACAACCUAGGGCAAUAAGGAUGGAAAAUAUAAUUAAAGAUAGUGAUCCCGCCUACGACACAACUUCGAAGGUGUUUCAUCCUGUAAUGACGGUUCUGCACAGAUGUGAUGAACAGUCCGGUUGCUGUCAACAUCCGAAAACAUCGUGUUUCCCCCAUGUAAUAGAAACAAUUAAUAUAACAUUUAGAGUAUUUAACACUGCAAAGUCGAGAGAGAAUGAAGACUUAUAUGCUACGUUCGAAGUUGAAAACCAUACCAGCUGUUUAUGUCAAUCGAUAUACAACUCGAUUAAAUGAUUUACUGCUACAGCACCACUUUUUGUCGUAUUAAGUAUUUAUUUAAAUCUUUAUGUGUAAGUUUUAUAAUAAAUGGUUAACAUUUUUAAGAAUACUUUUGUAUUAACAAAACAGUAUUCUAGAAAAUCCAAUUAUAGGUAAAUAAUUUAUUACAAUCUUUCAUUUAAAUUAGGCGUAAUCAAACCAACAAUACAUCUUUAAUACAUUAACAUAACAUUUUCUUGAAGACAAUGGUCAUUCUUUCUAUUUGAUAAAUAAUUUAGUACAACUUGAUUCUUUUAAUGUAAUGAAAAACGACCAAUUUAACAUAAAUUAAUAACUGAAUUUUGCAUC
Messenger RNA from Agrilus planipennis (emerald ash borer), 1476 nucleotides. RefSeq lists its product as uncharacterized. Gene Ontology annotation, molecular function: growth factor activity. NCBI's taxonomy places the organism in Eukaryota, Metazoa, Arthropoda, Insecta, Coleoptera, Buprestidae. Gene Ontology annotation, biological process: hemocyte migration. The record is from RefSeq and is a predicted model, not a curated record. The coding region runs from base 718 to 1143 and encodes 141 amino acids. The transcript has 2 exons. Gene Ontology annotation, cellular component: membrane.